UGCGCGCGCAUGCUCAGUGUCCUCUCGACAAGUUGGCAGCAACAACACGGCCCUGGUCGUCGUCGCCGCUGCGGUAACGGAGCGGCUCGGGUGGCGGAGCCCGCGUUCGCGGCUGCCCUCUCUCCUCCGGAGGCCCUUCCCGCCCUCCCCUCGGCUCCACGGCCGCCCACGGGUGAGGGGAGCCGGGCGCCCCGCGAGAGGGGCCCCCUGCCGCGGGGCGGCCCGGGAGCUCGAGGCGGCCCGGCCCGCGCGGGCAGCGGCGCGGCGCCGAGUAAGGGCGGCCUGGCCCGGACGCCUCAGCGCGGGUGCCGAGGAGCGCUCCGGGCCGCCGGGGGAGGGACGGGCCUGGCGCCCCCGCGGACGAGCCGCCGCGUGAGAGCGGACGCCCCUCGCCGUCGCCUGAGCCCAGGUUAUCCUGAAUACCACAUGUCUAAUAAUUUUGAUUGCAACGCUAACCGUUGUUUUUCACUGCCUCCAAAAGAUCAAAAUUUCUCCGGAAAUUGGAAACAUAUUUGAUUUAAAAGAAAUAACUAACAAAUGGACAAUAUGUCUAUUACGAAUACACCAACAAGUAAUGAUGCCUGUCUGAGCAUUGUACAUAGUUUGAUGUGCCAUAGACAAGGUGGAGAGAGUGAAACAUUUGCAAAAAGAGCAAUUGAAAGUUUGGUAAAGAAACUGAAGGAGAAAAAAGAUGAAUUGGAUUCUUUAAUAACAGCUAUAACUACAAAUGGAGCUCAUCCUAGCAAAUGUGUUACCAUACAGAGAACAUUGGAUGGAAGGCUUCAGGUGGCUGGUCGGAAAGGAUUUCCUCAUGUGAUCUAUGCCCGUCUCUGGAGGUGGCCUGAUCUUCACAAAAACGAAUUAAAACAUGUUAAAUAUUGUCAGUAUGCAUUUGACUUAAAAUGUGAUAGUGUCUGUGUGAAUCCAUAUCACUAUGAACGAGUUGUAUCACCUGGAAUUGAUCUCUCAGGAUUAACACUGCAGAGUAAUGCUCCACCUAGUAUGUUGGUGAAGGAUGAAUAUGUUCAUGACUUUGAGGGACAGCCAUCAUUAUCCACUGAAGGGCAUUCAAUUCAAACCAUCCAGCAUCCACCAAGUAAUCGUGCAUCAACGGAGACCUACAGCACCCCAGCUCUCUUAGCCCCAUCUGAGUCUAACGCUACCAGCACCACCAACUUUCCCAACAUUCCUGUGGCUUCCACAAGUCAGCCUGCCAGUAUACUGGCAGGCAGCCAUAGUGAAGGAUUGUUGCAGAUAGCUUCAGGGCCUCAGCCAGGACAGCAGCAGAAUGGAUUUACUGGUCAGCCAGCUACUUACCAUCAUAACAGCACUACCACCUGGACUGGAAGUAGAACUGCACCAUACACACCUAAUUUGCCUCACCAUCAAAACGGCCAUCUUCAGCACCACCCGCCUAUGCCGCCCCAUCCCGGACAUUACUGGCCACCAGUUCACAAUGAGCUUGCAUUCCAGCCUCCCAUUUCUAACCAUCCUGCUCCUGAGUAUUGGUGUUCCAUUGCUUACUUUGAAAUGGAUGUUCAAGUAGGAGAGACGUUUAAGGUUCCUUCAAGCUGUCCUGUUGUUACUGUUGAUGGUUAUGUAGACCCUUCUGGAGGAGAUCGCUUUUGCUUGGGUCAACUCUCCAAUGUCCACAGGACAGAAGCCAUUGAGAGAGCAAGGUUGCACAUAGGCAAAGGUGUGCAGUUGGAAUGUAAAGGUGAAGGUGAUGUUUGGGUCAGGUGCCUUAGUGACCACGCAGUCUUUGUACAGAGCUACUACUUAGACAGAGAAGCUGGGCGUGCACCUGGAGACGCUGUUCAUAAGAUCUACCCAAGUGCAUAUAUAAAGGUCUUUGAUUUGCGUCAGUGUCAUCGUCAGAUGCAACAACAGGCAGCUACUGCACAAGCUGCAGCAGCUGCCCAGGCAGCAGCCGUGGCAGGAAACAUCCCUGGCCCGGGAUCAGUAGGUGGAAUAGCCCCAGCUAUCAGUUUGUCAGCUGCUGCUGGAAUCGGUGUUGAUGACCUUCGUCGUUUAUGCAUACUCAGGAUGAGUUUUGUGAAAGGCUGGGGGCCUGAUUACCCAAGACAGAGCAUCAAGGAAACACCUUGCUGGAUUGAGAUUCACUUGCACCGGGCCCUCCAGCUCCUAGAUGAAGUACUUCACACCAUGCCUAUUGCCGACCCACAGCCUUUAGACUGAGGUCUUUUAACUUAAUGUUGGGGCCCUUAACAUUAUCAGGAUGGUGGACUAUAAAAUGCAAUCCUGUUUAUAAUCUGAAGAUAUAUUUCAUUUUUGUUCUGCUUUAUCUUUUCAUAAGGGGUUGAAAAAUGUGUUUGCUGCCUUGCUCCUAGCAGACAGAAACUGGAUUAAAACAAUUUUUUUUCCUAUUUAGAACUUUUCAGGCAUGGCUCAGAGCUUGAAGAUCAGGAAAAACACAUUCUUAUUAAAUCUUCACCAGUUAUGUAUGAAGGAAUCAUUCCAAUGCUGGAAAAUUUAGCCCUUUAAAAUGUUUUAGAGCCUUUUAUAUGCAGAACAUUGAUAUGUGUGUUAUUCUACAGAAUAAAUUCAAUAUUGCUGAUUUUAAAGGCAGAGAAGUUCCCAAAGUUAACUCACCUGUGUUAUCUUGUGUGUGAGUUGUUAUUGUUGAACAUACUUUACUCCAAAAUAUUGUGCCAUGUGGGUGAGUUAAUUUUACCAAGAGCAACUUUACUCUGUGUUUAAAAAAGAAGAUAGUAAUGUAUUAUAACCUUUUAUGCAAAUGUUUUUUUCACGUUAAACUAGUGAAGAUGAUUUCAAUUCAGAUUGUCUUGCGACUUCAAUUUUUCUUUUGCCAAGGCAAAACACUAAUCUCUGUAUAUUGAGAAUUCCUUAAAAUUACCAAAGGAAUAUCAUUUAAAAUUACAUUUGUUAUCUUUGUUGGAUAACUAUUUAUCAUGAAAUCUACUUUAGCCCUGUUAAACAGUAGAUGUACUCUAUAUUUCUAGGCACAGGGUUGGUUACUAAGAAGCCUAGAGGAGGAAUUUCUUUCCUUCAUUAACAUAGGGAAAGGUUUUGUAUUUUUAAAAACACUAAAAGCAGUGUCACUCCAUCUAAUAUCUUACCGUUCUGCAAAGGUGGCAGUGCUUAAACUAAAUAAUGAAUAUUUUGGAAACUGCUAAAUUCUGUGUUAAAUACAGUGCAGAAUAAGGGAAACAUUACCGUUCAUAAUAGGUAGUUUGGAUAUUUUUGUACUUGAUUUGAUGUGUGACUUUUUUUUCGUAUACUGUUUAAAUCAUGUAUGUUAUGACAUUGUUUAAAAUUCAGUUUUUGUAUCUUGGGGCAAGACUGCAAACUUUUUUAUACCUUUUGGUUAUUCUAAGCCCUUUGCCAUCAAUGAUCAUAUCAACUGGCAGUGACUUUGUAUAGAGGAUUUAAGUAGAAAAGUUGCAAAUGUAUUGACUGUACCACAGAUACAAUAUGUAUGCUUUUUACUUAGCUAGUAGCAUAAAUAAAACUGAAUCUCAACAUGCAAAGUUGAAUUCUAGGUUUGAUUUUUAAGUUUUUUUUCUUUUGCACUUUUGAGUCCAACCUUAGUGGCGAGACACCUUCUACUAAAUGACAGGCAAACAAGCCAGUACUAUUGGGCAGCUUUGGUUUUUUUCUCCCACUCUACCAGGACUUCCCUAUGGACAUUGUGUAUCAAGUGUAGGGUUGGUUAUUUUUUUAACUUUUAUUUUACUGUAGCAAAACUAGGCCUGAUUGUCUAUAAGAUAAGUAGGUUGUCCACAGGAUAAAUAGUGUGAAAUAAAUCAAGGAUUAUCUUUCAGAUGUUUUUGCUUUCUUCAUGGAGGGCCUUUCUAAGUGUAGUAAGAUUAUUUCAGGUGUGUUACAAGUUUGAGACAUGAGAAACACUUAAUGCAUGAUAGUCAUCCUUAUAUCAACUUAAAUCAACAAAUCUUCUACUUCUUUGCUUAGGUCUUCUUAGUAAGACCAUCCUAGAAACCACUGAGUUUGCUUAUUGCUGUGAUUUAAACAUAUCUUGAUCCAAGCUGCUUGUAUUUUGUUUUUUAAAAUAACAUUUCUACCAACUCAUUUAUACUCUUGAGUACUUACAGAUACUUCUGUUAAAGACCUAAUCUUAAUCUGUAAAGUUUGGUGAUUUUACGUUUUAUUGGCAGAUUUUUUAAAAGGUAUCUUCAUUCUCUAGAAAUUUUUUACUUAGAUCUGUUUUAUUGUGAAUGAAGAAUAGGAGCAAGAGGAGAGAGUUUUAGGAUAACAGAUUUUAAAAAUUGAGGUUAUUAGGUUAGAACCAUAAGCAUGCUAUGAUAUAAUCCGUUGCCCCUAUUCUACUUAAAAGAAGGUUUACAUGUUUAAUCAUCUAGAGAAAGUAUUGUGGAAAAUACUUGCUAAGUAGUCUGUCUUUCAGGCCAAGCCACCCACUUUGGUUUCCUUUUGCAAAGAGCCAUAAAAAUACGACAAGUACAUAGAAGUACUUCUAGUUAUUAAUUGCUUUAUACUUGUGCCUAGGUUCAGUCACAUGCUUUUGAGAAAACAUCUAGUAUAUUAUAAUCAGUUAUUUCUGAGGGCUUAGUUGUUGAACAGUAUUUACGUUUCUUAGAGGUAGUCAUCUUUGAUGAGUAAGACUAAAAGAAUCACAGUGUUUAAGAUUUUAUGGCUAUUUUAAGAGUAGAAUAGUGUCCACAGUUCUUGGAAUCUGAUUGCUCUGAGUAUAUGGUUCUAGGUGGGUUUUCUCUAGCUAGUUCAUAUCUCAGAGACUCUCAGAAUAUUGAGUUUCAGUGGAAGCUGAGAGAGAGGUGAACCAGGUUUGUACCUUUAUAAUCAAUCCAGUAUGAGGCCCAUUCCACUUUUGUCUAGUGCCUUUCAGUGCAUUAUCAAAGGGAAAUCCUUAAAUCCAAAAUGGUGUUGCCUUUAUUUUCCAGGGAGUAGAUUCUUUUGUGGGAUAUAGUCUGUCAUUUUUUAUAGUAUACUACCCCUGGUAUACAAAGAUAAUGAUAAUAAAUCACUGCCAUAUAACCUUGUUUUUCUAGAAGCAUGGCUCGUUUGUAUUGACCUAACAGGCAAAUAGGUUGCCUGUCCCAUUCCUCCUGUAAACAUUGUAGGUUUACAGGUUGAGUGGCCUGGCUUAGGGAUAACCAUACUCAGAAUACCCAAAUAAAAUGAACACACAUGAGCUGUGUUGUAUUUCAAAGUUAAAAAUCCACUUUUGUGUGGAAGGGUGUAGUGUAGAGGGGGGUAUUUGUAAUAGAACAUGGAAGGCAAGAUAAAAUGUCCUGUCUUCCAGAUGAUAAAUAUCUUAGGGGGUAUUUGUAAUAAAACAUUGAAGGCAAGAUAAAAUGUCCUGUCUUCCAGAUGAUAAAUAUCUUAUUUCAAAAGUUUAUUGCAGUUGUCUUUUUGACCAUGCCUGUCUGAAGAAGGGAAAUUUUACAUGUUCCAUGGUGCUCCUUAAGUAUAUGUGGAGGUUAAAGAAUAUAUGGUGAAGUAUUUCAAUUCCUGGUUUGGUGGUAACUAGUUAGUAGUUACUAGCUGUUAUGCAAAAUCAGGUUAGUUCAGAACCUCUUUGAGAGCCUUUUGGAAGAAGAAGUUUUAUUCUCAGUAAGGCAGAAUAAUCCUUUUUGUUGAUAGUUUCUAUAGGUUGCUCCCUCCAUCAUUGAGUCAUUUUACUGGCAUUUAAUAAUAGCAGAUUGGGAAAAUGGUGAAUUUUAGGUUACUGGGGUAAAUGAGUAUAUGAAAGCAAUUACCUGUAUGUAAAGUCAGUUAACAACUCUUGUGGAUGGGGUUUGGCCAAGACUAGUAGAUAGAAGAAAUGCUUUUUUUUUUUUCCUUCCUAAAGGCAGAACCCAUUGUUGCGGAUAGCUGUCUGUAAAUAAUCACCUAAGUCCUCCUUUGCAAGAUCAUUGAAGAUGGGGUAUGAGAAUCUCGUGUGCAACCUUUCUAUUUUUUCCUCACAACUAGAUAAUUUCUUUUCUCCUAAGAUAUAUCAGGAAGGAUGUAAAAAGUUAGUGGCCUUAUUCAUAGCAUCCUCAGGCCCAGCCUUGUCUGUAAGCACUUGUCCCAGUGUUGCUAGGUUGUUUAUCUUAUUUAUCUGGUAUCACUGUGGAAUGGAAUUUUCUGCAUAAUCCAAACUUGCCUUAUUUAAGCAGUAAAACUUUUUUUACUUUGGCCAUUUUUUUGGGUGGAGUUAUUUGAUAUGUAUAUUAGAGAACAUACUAGAUACAGUGUUUCUUUGUGCCUCCUGUCUUGUAGACUUUAGAGGCUGCUAAGACAUGUGGGACAUUUAGUUUUACCUGCACGAAAUGGUCGCAGACUCCUAUGGUUUGGAAUGUUUGGUUUUGUUAUACUCCCCCCCCCUCCCCCUUUAAUGACAGCAACCACUUCCUGUGUGUUACUAGUAUACCUCCCCUUAGUUCCUUCUUCCCUUUCUGAUACAUUUUCCCGACUGGGCAAGGAAGCCAGAUAACCAUACUUAUUAGAACUUUCUUUAAAACACCAGGGCAAACUGGGACAGGACCCAAGGAAGUUUCCUGUAAAGUAUUGAAAAGAACUUCACUGCUUUGGCAUUUGAUAUCAGUUUGACUGCUUAGUGUGCUUCCUGAUUCUUGCUGAGUUUCAGGUAGUUCAGAUAGAGAGAAAUGAGUCAUAUUCAUAAUUUUCCCCUUUGAAAGGUUUUGUUGCUUCCACUUGAAUGCUGCUCAAACAAAAACUGGGGUUACAAGGGUUGGUUACUAAGUUUGCAUCAAUAGCCAGAGGCAAUACCAUUGCCUAGAGGACACCAGCAAAAAAAAAAAAAAAAAAAAGCAAAAAAACAAAAACCUUGGAAAAUGAGGGGGUCAUUUUUGUUUUGUUUCGGUGUCCCCUUUUUGAGUCCUAUCUUCUGGCCUUCCUCCUCUAUAGAUAUUUUUGACCUUUAGGUGCCUUUAUGAGAAUUGAGGGUCUGAUAUCCUGCCCCAAAGAGUAGCUAAAGUGAUUGCUGAUGUUUUCAGGGAUUUUAACAUCAGACUUGAAUGAGUGAAUGAACCUUUUUUUCUUUUCCUUUCAUCAUCUUUUUUUUUUUUUUUUAAUGUAGGAAGAACUAAGGAGAAAGCUCCAGUGAAGACAAUCAUUUCUCUCUAUUGACGCGGAUAAUUGUCAGUUUGUUUCAGAUGCUUUCUCAAUAGGUCUCAGAACUAGUGUUCUUGUUCAACCUGAAACUAGUAGUGGUUCUGGGCUGGGGCCAGACAGUUGCACUCUCUAGUUUGCGCUCUGCCACUAAUUUGAUGUAUGACCUUGGGCAAGUCAUUUACCUUCUUUGGGCCUCAGUUGCCUCAUCUGUAAAAUGAGGGAGUUGGACUAGAUGAGUUCUUCCAGCUCUGAAGUUUAAGUGACCUUGCCUACCUUGCAGCAGUUUUUGAUUUCUUCCUUACCUUUGGUCUGCUGUCUGAGGGGGCUUUUUACUUAUUUCCACAUUAUUCAAAUGAGACUAGGCUUGAUAUUUUAUUACUGUUCUGUGGACAAGAAGUUACAUAAUAUGUCCUUAAAACUUAAAUUCAACCAAAGGCCUAGCACCGCCUUGGGGGCUGCAAUAAAUACUUUAAAAAAAAUGGAGAAAAGCCUUUAUUUCAUUUUCCCAUCAUCUCUAUUCAAGGUGUAUUAAGGCUUUUUUUGGAGUCAUGAUAUUCUACCUUUUGGGUUGGUAUGUGUGUGACACCAUCCUCUUAAGUACUGUGUGCUGGUAAUUUUUUUUUUAAACUAAAAUGGAUUGAAAACUUACUGUAAAUGCCUAAUGGUUAUCAGAGGUCAUUGCUUUGGGUCUUUGGUUUCUUAACUCUUCUAUUCUCAAAACAGGGAAAUUCCCUUGAACUGUGUCAAUUAAAAUGGUUUAUAUGACUCAAGAAGUCAAUACCAGUGGAUGAUUAUUCACUUUAUUUUUGGCUCUUUUUAGGUCCAUUUUGAUUAGAAGACUUUUGGCUGGAGCAUUCCUUUCAGAGUUCUCUUCCAGCCUAUCCUUGGAUGAGUAUAAUUAAUGGACUUGGCUUUUUCAAGGACCUUGAGAACCUUCCUUGGGGGGUGGGUCAAGGGUAGGGGAUUGGGGAGUCCUGGUAGAGGCCACCUCUGUGGUAGCUGGAAAGGAAGGAAUGAAACCAGCUGCUGUUGCUGUGGCUGCUUGUCAUUGAUAGAAGGACUCAUGGGCUUGGAUUGGUUAAAAGGCCAAACAUGGAGUCAGCAAACUUAUUCCAAGUAUGGGUUCUGGCCGAUGCCUUGGACAUGUGAUUUAAGGGAAAAGUAUGAAAGCUCCUGGAUAAUGAAAACCUGGUGAGCUGCAGAACCAUUUGGAGGAGGUGACUAGGAUUUGGGAACAGAUUUGGUGAUAGUAUUUCCCAACUCUGUCUCCUUCUCUGAAGUCAGAGAAAUGCAGCUAUGCCAAAACUCACAGAAGAGCCACAUUUAACUUCUGCUUUUGGGAAAGCUGGUUAGCUAAGGCUGGUAGUUCCUUUGUGGCUUUUUGUAUACUUUUGCCUGGUUGAAGUCUGUGGCUAAAAAAUAGUUGAACCUUUCCUGAGAACUCUGUAACAAAGUAUGUUUUUGAUUAAAAGAGAAAGCCAAUUAAA
Mesoplodon densirostris (Blainville's beaked whale) is the source of this 8585-nucleotide messenger RNA. It is a transcript of the gene SMAD4, whose product is annotated as SMAD family member 4. Gene Ontology annotation, cellular component: heteromeric SMAD protein complex. The transcript has 12 exons. Gene Ontology annotation, molecular function: I-SMAD binding; DNA-binding transcription factor activity, RNA polymerase II-specific; RNA polymerase II cis-regulatory region sequence-specific DNA binding. Gene Ontology annotation, biological process: cell differentiation; SMAD protein signal transduction; transforming growth factor beta receptor signaling pathway. Lineage: Eukaryota; Metazoa; Chordata; Mammalia; Artiodactyla; Ziphiidae. The coding region runs from base 538 to 2199 and encodes 553 amino acids. The record is from RefSeq and is a predicted model, not a curated record.